Molecule: messenger RNA, 3459 nt
Organism: Hevea brasiliensis (rubber tree)
Lineage: Eukaryota; Viridiplantae; Streptophyta; Magnoliopsida; Malpighiales; Euphorbiaceae
Exons: 17
Coding region: 160-3102 (980 amino acids)
Biological process (GO): mitotic DNA replication checkpoint signaling; DNA replication initiation; mitotic G2 DNA damage checkpoint signaling
Source: RefSeq, a predicted model, not a curated record
AUUCAACAGUAACCCAAUCUCCCCAAUUCAAAAGCUAUCACGCUCCAAAUACACAGAAAACCUAGCUCACCAGUACUCACCACCGCUCUCCUUAGCUGUAAGAUUGGUGCAGUUGAAGCAGGAAAGCUCCGUCAAGAGCGCCUGCGCUCUGUAUAGAAGAUGUUGAAGGCGAAGACAUUCAAAGGAGCGAACGUCUUCAUGUCCAGGAACCUGGUGCCGCCGGAGGUCUUCGACGCUCUUCUUGAUGCUCUUAAGCAUAACGGUGCCGAAGUCUUUCUCUGCUGCGAUCCUUCGCGGAAUGGUUCCAACGAUUAUCACAUCAUCUCCUCUCCUGAUCACGAGAAAUUCGAGGAUCUCAGGACUAAGGGCUGUAAUUUGCUAGGUCCUCAGUGUGUGCUUUCAUGUGCAAAAGAACAUAGAGCACUGCCUAAACAAGGCUUCACAUGUUGCCUUGCAAUGGAUGGUGUCAAAGUACUGGCAUCCGGCUUUGAAAUGGAUGAAAAGGUCAAGAUAGAAAAGUUGAUAACAGCAAUGGGUGGUCAGUUGCAUGCUAAGGCAUCUUUGGAUGUUAGUUUCAUCAUUGUAAAGAAUGUUUUGGCUGCGAAGUACAAGUGGGCUGUAAAUGUUCUGAAGAAACCAAUUGUAACUAUUAAUUGGUUAUAUCAAUGCUGGAAUGAGCACCGUGUUGUUCCUCAAGAGUCACACAGGGUCCUUCCCUUUUCUGGAUUAACGAUAUGUGUCACCAGAAUACCUGCAGAUGAGCGGAAGGAGAUUGAAAGAAUCAUCACACAAAAUGGUGGGAAAUACUCUGCUGAGCUGACCAAGAAGUGCACACAUUUGAUCUGUGAUGCUCCUGAAGGUGACAAGUACAAGGUUGCUAGAAGAUGGGCCCACAUUCAUAUUGUAACUCGGAAAUGGUUUGAUCAAUCUGUUGCUAGACGAGCAUGUCUUAAUGAGGAGUCUUAUCCGGUUCAAGGUGGUUCUGUAUCUUCAAAUAAAAAUUUGAAGUGUUCCUCAAUGGCACAGCCUAUCCAAGAAAAGUAUAUUGCAAAUUCACUAUCUGUGCAGUCCUCCAUUGCUGCAGAAUCCAGUUUGCCAGCUUUUCCUUGUGCAGUUCCUGAGUCAGAUUUAGAAGCUGCUCUCUCACAGAACAUGUCUUCUAUGUUUCCAGAUCCUGUCUUUAUGCAAGUUGGGGAUGAUGAAAUGCCUGCAGUGAACCUCACAAAUGAAACAAACCUUGACAGUUGUAUUGCCAAUGACUCUCAAUCUGAAGAUAGUGAACUCUACUUGUCAGAGUGUAGAAUAUCGCUUGUUGGCUUUGAAGCUUCUGAGUUACGUAAAUUAGUUAAUAUGGUGCGUAGAGGUGGGGGUUCUCGGUAUAUGUCAUUCAAUGAUAAAUUGACGCACAUUGUAGUUGGAGCUCCAACAGAGGUUGAAAAAAAGGAACUAAGGGGCCUUGCUGCCUUUGGUGUUAUUAAUGUGGUUAGACCAACCUGGCUUGAAGAUUGUGAUCAUGAAAAGAAAGAAAUCCCUGUUCUCAGGAAGCAUAUUGCCUAUGAUUUACUUCUUCCUAAAGAUCCUGCGAACUCCAUUAAAGGAGCAGUAGUUGGCAUGGCUAGUAUAAAUCAAGGUAAAGUCUCCAAUACCCAUUCAAGCAUUCGCUCAGAUCAUGUAAUGGUUGGUGCAAACUUUGGCAAUGGGAUGGCUUCAUUGUUGGAGAAAAACAGAGAAGAGAAACCAGAAAUCAACCUGAAAGGGCGAAUAUCUUUGGAAGCGACUUCGAGACAGUCCCAACAGAACCUGUUAUCUGUUGUUGAUGAUCAAAAGAAGGGUGGAAAGCAACAUGAUUCCAGGGAUCAAAAUAAGAGGCCACUAUCUGUUUUUAAGGGGAAAACAUUUCGCUUUUCAAACUCCUUUCCUGAAGAUAGGAGAGCUGAAAUUGUUCAGUGGGUGAGUCAAGGGGGAGGGGAGAUGGUGGAAGAUCAUGUAAAACAGAAUGUGCAUUUUACCAUUGAGUGCCAUGGUGUGAUACCAAGGUCUGUGGAUGUUCCCCAAACUACUUAUGUAUCCAGUCAUUGGGUCAGAUCUUGUUUAGAGGAUGGAUGCUUGCUGGACGUUGGUGGUCAUAUUAUAUAUUCCCCACUUCCUUGCCAGAUUCCUUUGCCUGGCUUUGAAAGCUUCAGGUUUUGCAUCUCACAGUAUGAAGAGAGAGAAAGAUUACUAUUAAGAAACUUGUGCUUUGUUCUUGGAGCUAAAUUUGUGGAGAAACUGACCAGAAAGGUCACCCAUCUAUUAUGCAAGUUUACCAAUGGACCAAAAUAUGAGGCUGCUUGUAAGUGGGGCAUAUGCUCGAUUACUUCUGAGUGGAUUUAUGAGUGUGCCAGGCAGAAUGAAGUUGUCACAGUGGAUCAAUUUCGGCCAAAAGUAGUUACUUCUCAAGACCAGGAUGCAGGUUUGUGCACUGUGAGCCAGUUUCCUACUCAGGCUGAUCGAAUGAUAUCUGGAGAGAGCCCAUCUCAACUUAUAAGCCAGUCACAAGACCUUAGAACUGCACCAAGUCUGACUGGUGGUGGUAGAAUUAACAGCUUUAGGGAAGAGCUCCAAAAAUCCAGUGAUUAUACUAAAAAGGCAAGACUUUUGGAAAGUGAUGACCAAAAGGAGCUGCUUUCUUCUGGAGUUCAUUUAGAUGAUUCUGUCAGCAACAUAAAUCCCAUUAGAGGCAAAAAUCCAAAAGAUAAUGGAGAAUCUUCUCACAGCGUUCCUGAUGUAGCAGCUGCUAUCGAAGACUUACUAGAGCAGACAAGCAAGAUACAUGAUCAGAAGUCACCAGGGAGGACUGGGUGUGAUAAAAAUCUUUAUUCUUCUGAUACGGUGCUUGGUGAAGAACAUGGCUCUCACUCUGUCAUUGGGUUACCUAAGCACUGGUUAAAUAGAACUGGAAAAAGAGACGAGUUAUCUAAUCCUUCUAGAGAUUUAAAUAGAGGAAUGUAUGAUGGGUUCAGUGAAACUCAAACAGAGUCUCAGGUUGUUGGCUAUGAAGAAGAUUUGUCGGGCAGGCAAAUGCUUAUAGAUAGAGUUCGAACCCGAAGUAGCAUGGCCUAAAGUGGAAUGGGGGCUCCCUGUAAAAUUUAUAUGGCAGUUGACAACACCAUAUGCUGAGAUGAAGGUUUGAUGGCAAAUCUAAGGUUGUUUGGCCUGUCAAGGUGAAUUUUUAAUGCCUUGCAUCAAUUCCAAAAUCAACCUUGCUAAGAUGGGUGGUAAAGAUUAGGCAGGGCUUAGAUGGCAUUUGUAUUAUGUAUACCUAGAUAGUUUUGAGUCAAUUAUAAUAUGAUGAUGUACGCAGCUUGUGAAGUAACAUUUUAUAUAAUUAGGCUGUGAAUGUCAUUUCAAGGAUUUUGCAUGAAAUACGUGAUGUAUUGUAUUGGUUCAGAUAAUCCUAAUCGGGAGUAGUUUUUUGAA